AUGACGCUGGUUGUUGAUGAGGUUCAGGAGAACACAACUCCUAGCACCACUCCCACCAAUAACGAGGCCGAAAGCGAUAUCAGUGAAACCCCUGAAGAAAAGCCGAACUAUGCCCCUGUGGGCUCGAUCUGCGACGUGCAAAAUUUUUACGAGACAAAGCCCGACGAAAAUGACUGUACCUCGUGGUCCAAGGAGAUGCCGGACGACCUGCCUGUGGCGGUCGAGGACGCCGAGUCCGCGCAGUAUGCGCUCAUUGUGCGAAGGAAAAAGUGCUACGACGGACUCAAGAGCCUAUCUAUUCAUUCGAUUGUGGUGCAGAGCGAGCCUCUAAAGAAGUUCCUUGCAAAGGUGCUGGAUAACUAUCCCGGAAUCACGAUGACAUUGGACCGUGUCGAGUUUUCGAGUCCCUUUGUGCCCCUGGUUCAUCGAUGGGAAGACUUGUGCAAUUCUAGAGAUGAGGAGACGGAUGCGACUACGAAGGAGCAUGUUGAUUUGUUCCACAAGAUUCUUGAAGAGGAGCUUCGGGAUGUCAUUUCCCGCAAGAAGGAUCACAUCCAAAACGGUGUAAUCACCCACAGACUCCUUUGGACUAUUUUCGAGCCGGAGGAUGUUGUCAUCGCAAAGGUGGGAGGCCGGGAGAGCGGGUUUCGGUUUUCAGGGGGCUCUGUUGACUGCGAGUCCGGAUCGUAUGUGGUGACUAGCAAAUAUGUCGAAUUCGAUGGGGAUAGCUUUGGGUUCACGAAUAAGGAGUUCGAACUUCCUUACUUCGGAGGCACAAAAUCUAUCACUUCAUUGCCGAUGUUCCCGCUAAAGUACCAUCCCAACAAAGUCGCGAUUCGAAAGUCCUUGGUGGCUCGGGGAUGUCUAUGGGAACAGCACAAGGGAUGUCACUACAGACAGUACGAAGGCACUGCAAUUGGCCAUUUCCACAGUGAAGAGGUCAAAUACCACGUGAAGAGCCGUAUUAUGAUCGAUACCGACGGAUACAAUACCUUCCAUUCUAGCGAGACGAUCACUAUCGAUUCGACUAUUCAUGGUAAAUUAACCGAUGACCAUUUACUUGUCUCAUCGCCCAUGGUCCACGGAUACUCUCUGAAAGACAAAGAAUGGCUUCAGUUCUACCUUGACUGCGCAUCAGACAUCAUAUGGGACUCCAGUGCAUUCGAGUCCCUAGUCCUACCCGAGGACCAGAAGAACCUAAAGCAAUUGAUUCUCGCCUUUGCCAAGGCCCAAUCGAAGCAACUCGACAGAUUUGACGACGUAGUGCAGGGCAAGGGACGCGGUAUCAUCAUGCAACUCAGCGGUCCCCCCGGUGUGGGAAAGACCCUCACCGCGGAGAGUGUUGCGGAAGUGAUGAAGGUCCCGCUAUAUGUCAUGAGCGCUGGGGAUCUCGGAACCGAUGCCAGUGGCGUUGAAACUUGCCUGAAAAAGGUCCUUCGAAUGAUUCCAAAAUGGGGCGCUGUUCUUCUCCUUGACGAGGCCGACGUGUUCAUGGAAGCUCGUACUGCAACGGAUCUGCAGCGGAACGAGCUGGUAUCAAUUUUCCUCCGAAUGGUGGAAUACUACGAGGGCAUCCUAUUCCUUACCACCAACCGCGCGGAGAACAUCGACCCGGCAUUUGAGUCUCGGAUUCAUGUUUCGCUCGUAUACAAGGAACUCGAUAAGAAGUCCCGACAACAUAUUUGGUCUCAGUUCUUGGGUCAAAGCCUAUCGCACUUCACUGAAGAGCAACUUGACAGCAUGGCAGAUGUCGAGCUAAAUGGUCGACAGAUCAAGAACACGCUGAAAACAGCAAACCUUCUGGCCUGGGUGCAGGGUUCUAAUGUCAGAUAUGAGCAUGUUCGAACGGUGUUGGACCUACGGGCUUCGAAUUCUUGA
This is a messenger RNA of Aspergillus tanneri, 1878 nucleotides long. Its product is annotated as ATP-binding protein. The coding region runs from base 1 to 1878 and encodes 625 amino acids. NCBI's taxonomy places the organism in Eukaryota, Fungi, Ascomycota, Eurotiomycetes, Eurotiales, Aspergillaceae. Gene Ontology annotation, molecular function: ATP hydrolysis activity; ATP binding. The record is from RefSeq and is a predicted model, not a curated record. The transcript has 3 exons.